GGCCUCCGCAGCCGUUUCCGCUUCCGCCCCGACGUGCCGUCGCCGUCAGGCCCGCAGUCGCCGUCCGGGCCGGGGCCUGCGGGGGCCGCGCCCCGCCGCGGUGAGGGGCCGGGGGGAGGCGGGAAGGCCGCGGCUGAGGGGAGCGGGGCGGGAGGGCCGCGGCCGGGCGGCUCUGAGGGGACGCGGGGCCCGGCCGUGACGCGCGGUGGCGGCGCGAGGCGAGGCCCCUCCGCCUGGCCCGGGGCCGGCCGGGAACGCUGCGUUUGUGAGCUCAAAUCCGGGGCUGCGGGUGGGGCUGAGCCGUCGGGGCCGAGGCAACGAACGCCGCGGGAAUCGGUUAACUCGGAACGUUGAUUGGAACAGCUCGUUUGAGCGGUCCCUUCAGGCGUGUGGGAGCUGCGGGGCACCGAAAGGCUCCGUUUGUUGUGGUCGCAGCGCUGUGGGAGCUGCGGUUUCACCUUACCCGUAUUUUGGGAAGCACCGAUGGGACGGAGGUCGGUGGGUGCCUCCGUGUGGGUGUUCCCAGCCCGUUUUCUGCUGUCCCAUAGAGCUCCGAGCACCGACGGCUGCAGGAGUGGCCCGAAGGUACGAGCAAGAUAACUGAGUUCAGCUAUAGGCAAAAAUGUCGCUCUCCAAAAGGGAAUUGGAUGAGCUGAAGCCAUGGAUCGAGAAGACAGUGAAGCGAGUGCUGGGUUUCUCCGAGCCCACCGUGGUCACUGCAGCACUGAACUGUGUUGGGAAGGGCAUGGACAAGAAGAAAGCAGCCGACCAUCUCAAGCCCUUUCUCGAUGACUCCACUCUGCGAUUUGUGGACAAGCUCUUUGAAGCAGUGGAGGAAGGGCGAAGCUCCAGGCACUCAAAAUCCAAUAGUGAUCGGAAUCGGAAGCGAGAGCUAAAGGAUGUGUUUGGUGAUGACUCUGAGGUAUCCAAAGAAUCUUCUGGUGUCAAGAAACGGCGCAUACCGCGAUUUGAGGAGGUUGAGGAUGAGCCUGAGGUUAUUCCAGGUCCACCAUCAGAAAGCCCUGGAAUGCUGACCAAGCUGCAGAUCAAACAGAUGAUGGAAGCAGCCACCCGGCAGAUUGAAGAGAGGAAAAAGCAGCUGAGCUUCAUCAAUCCUCCAACACCACAGCCAAAAAUUUCUUCUUCAUCCCAGUCGGAACGUCUCCCCAUCGGCAACACGAUCCAGCCCUCCCAGGCAGCGACCUUCAUGAAUGAUGCCAUUGAGAAGGCCAGGAAAGCUGCUGAGCUGCAGGCCCGAAUUCAGGCUCAGCUGGCCUUGAAACCAGGGCUUAUUGGCAAUGCCAACAUGGUGGGGCUGGCCAAUCUGCACGCCAUGGGGAUCGCACCACCGAAGGUGGAAUUGAAGGAUCAGACAAAGCCUACGCCACUGAUCUUGGAUGAGCAAGGCCGAACUGUUGAUGCGACUGGUAAAGAGAUUGAAUUGACUCACCGCAUGCCAACCCUAAAAGCAAACAUCAGAGCUGUGAAGAGAGAGCAGUUCAAACAACAGCUUAAAGAAAAGCCCUCGGAAGAUAUGGAAUCCAACACUUACUUUGACCCCCGGGUCUCCAUAACCCCAGCCCAGCGUCAGAAACGCACCUUUAAGUUCCAUGAAAAAGGCAAAUUUGAGAAAAUUGCCCAGAGGUUGCGAACGAAGGCUCAACUAGAAAAGCUGCAGGCAGAGAUCUCUCAGGCUGCCAGAAAGACAGGGAUACACACUUCUACCAAGUUGGCUCUUAUUACCCCUAAGAAGGAGCUGAAGGAAGGGGAGAUCCCAGAGAUAGAGUGGUGGGACUCCUACAUCAUCCCUAACGGCCUUGAUCUAAAAGGUGGAACGUCUUCAAAGAAAGAUGAAUACUUUGGAAUCACAAACCUCGUGGAACACCCAGCACAGCUUAACCCACCAGUGGACAGUGACACACCAGUGACCUUGGGUGUUUAUUUAACUAAGAAAGAGCAGAAGAAGUUACGGCGACAGACUCGGAGAGAAGCCCAGAAGGAGCUCCAGGAGAAAGUCAGGCUGGGCCUGAUGCCACCUCCAGAGCCCAAAGUAAGAAUUUCAAACUUGAUGCGAGUACUGGGGACGGAAGCUGUUCAGGACCCAACAAAAGUUGAAGCUCAUGUUAGAGCACAGAUGGCAAAGAGACAGAAAGCUCACGAAGAAGCAAAUGCUGCAAGAAAACUGACAGCAGAACAACGAAAAGCAAAGAAGAUUAAAAAGCUCAAAGAAGAUGUUUCACAGGGAGUUCACAUAGCUGUGUAUAGGGUCAGAAACUUGAGCAAUCCAGCAAAAAAAUUCAAAAUCGAGGCGAAUGCUGGCCAGCUGUACUUAACAGGCGUGGUGGUUCUACACAAAGAUGUCAACGUGGUCGUGGUAGAAGGAGGCCCGAAAGCACAGAAGAAAUUCAAACGUCUUAUGCUUCAUCGAAUAAAAUGGGAUGAACAAACAUCAAACACCAAGGGAGAGGAUGAUGACGAGUCGGAUGAGGAGUCUGUUAAGAAAACAAACAAAUGCUCUCUGGUUUGGGAGGGCACAGCAAAGGAUCGCAGCUUCGGCGAAAUGAAAUUCAAGCAGUGCCCCACUGAAAACAUGGCACGGGAGCACUUUAAAAAGCACGGAGCAGAGCACUACUGGGACCUGGCUCUGAGCGAGUCCGUGCUGGAAUCCACAGACUGAGGGUGCUGCUGCCCCGGCACCCCCCCUAUGGUUUGAGAACAAUACCUCGUGGGAACUUGGACGACCCCUCCCUCCCCUCCGCAGUACAGCGAGUAUUGAUUAAAGAAAUAUUUUUUAAAACAAA
Molecule: messenger RNA, 2801 nt
Organism: Gallus gallus (chicken)
Lineage: Eukaryota; Metazoa; Chordata; Aves; Galliformes; Phasianidae
Gene: PRPF3
Product: pre-mRNA processing factor 3
Exons: 16
Coding region: 623-2677 (684 amino acids)
Biological process (GO): mRNA splicing, via spliceosome
Cellular component (GO): U4/U6 x U5 tri-snRNP complex
Source: RefSeq, a predicted model, not a curated record